AUGAAGACUCUCGCCAUUGUCAGCGGACUCGCCGCCCUGCUCCCCUCGGCGCUGGCCUGUGGGAGCGACUCGUCGUGCUACGGCCCUACCAACACGGUCGAGCAUGUUCGCCAUGUCAAGCGCAUCCAGCCCGGAGCGCCCAACGCGGCAUACGGACCCAAGGCGCCUCUUGAAUGGGGGCAACUCAACUUCCUCCACACGACCGACACCCAUGGCUGGCUCGAGGGCCAUCUCAAGGAGCAAAACUAUGGCGCCGACUGGGGUGACUUUGUCACCUUUACGCGCCGCAUGAAGCAGACGGCUGGUAACAUGGGCGUUGACCUGCUCCUGGUGGACACUGGUGAUCUGCACGACGGCAACGGCGUCUCAGACGCAACCAAGAUCGACGGCACUGAGUCCAUGCCCAUCUUCGACGAGAUCGCCUACGAUCUGCUGACGAUUGGCAACCACGAGCUGUACGUGUCCGAGGUGGCGUAUGAAAUGUUCAACAAGUGGGCGCGCAAAUGGGGCGACCGCUAUGUCACGUCCAACGUCAAGGCCUUCAACCAGACGUCGGGCCAGUACGAGUACAUCGGAGCCACGCACCGCUACUUCACCACCGAGAAGGGACUGCGCGUCAUGGCCUUUGGCGUCCUGUUCGACUUCACCGGCAACUCCAACGCCUCGCAGGUGCUCAAGGCCGCCGACAUGAUCAAGCAGGAGUGGUUCACGGAUGCCAUCAACACCUGCGACCCCAUCGACGUCUUUGUGCUCUUUGGCCACAACCCCGUGCGCCAGACGGACUUCUCCAACACGUUCAAGACUGUCUUCGCCGAGAUCCGCAAGGUGCAUCCCAUCACCCCGAUCCAGAUCCUCGGCGGCCACAGCCACAUCCGCGACUUUGCCGUCUACGACGACAACUCGGUGGCCAUUGAGUCCGGCCGCUACUGCGAGACGCUGGGCUGGAUGUCCAUGACGGGCUUCAGCGACUGCAACAGUGCCUACAACGGAGUCAAGAACCCCCACGGCGUUGCCAACCCGACCCGUCCUGCCCGGACUGGCGCAAACUCUCCAUUUGUGUACUCGCGCCGAUACCUUGACUGGAACCGCCUGACAUUUGCCUACCACACCAAGCAAACCGAGCAGGCGUUUGACUACGGCUCCGGUCUGCGUGUCACUCAGGAGGUCACCAAGGUGCGCGAGGAUCUCAAGCUGGGCGAUGUGUACGGCUGCGCGCCCCAGACGUGGUGCAUCUCUUGCGUGCCCUUUGACAACUCGAGCAACAUCUUCCCCGGUGUCGUUGUGCCCGCCGUUACUGCCAUUGUCCUCAACAAGACGCGUGAGGACAAGUCUCGCCUCAUCAUUGGCAACACUGGCGCGAUCCGCUUCGAUCUGCACCAGGGACCUUUUACUUAUGACGACAACUUCAUCGUCUCUCCUUUCCGUGACAUCUUCCGCUACAUUCCCGACGUGCCAUAUGAUUUGGCCAAGACUGUUCUGCCAAAGCUUAACAAUGGCCCUGCUGCCAAGCGUGAUCUGGCCACCAUGCCCGUCCCCCGCGACUCAUGUACUGAUCCUACUCUGGGUUACCUGACAAGGCGUGAGAUGCGCCAGAGCCACGGUGUCGUCCGCCGCCAGGAGGUCGUCACCUCGGGCUAUGCCACCACGGAUGACUGGGGCACCGAUGGUGACGACACUGAGCACACAGGCAUUCCCAACUACCCCCUGCCCGGCUACUUCCAGGCUCAGGCCAACUUCCCCGAGGGCAAGGACCCUGAAGUCGUCGACCUAAUCUUUUUCGACUUCAUCGAGUCAAACAUCCUGUCGGAUCUUGGUUCCAACUACACUUCCGCCAUGGUAAGCUGCUACAUCGACUGCAACUUUAGCUCUCAAGUAGACUUUAUGCUUCCUUAUGCAAAGCUUGCGUGGCAAAAGAACAUUGACAACUGCCCUGUUGCAACUCAAUAG
This is a messenger RNA of Trichoderma virens Gv29-8, 1947 nucleotides long. RefSeq lists its product as uncharacterized. Lineage: Eukaryota; Fungi; Ascomycota; Sordariomycetes; Hypocreales; Hypocreaceae. Gene Ontology annotation, cellular component: cytosol. Gene Ontology annotation, molecular function: hydrolase activity. The transcript has 5 exons. Gene Ontology annotation, biological process: nucleotide catabolic process. Bases 1 to 1947 code for a protein of 648 amino acids. The record is from RefSeq and is a predicted model, not a curated record.